UGCGUACCCACAGAUCUCGCGAGAAGUCGAGGCGGCUUUCCUGGAUGCCGGAAGCGGCGGAGAUCUCCGGGUUGUCUGUUUCUCCCCCGGCGUGAUGCCGUCCUCAUUCUCGGUCAGAGCCUUCCCGGUCAGCAUCCCCGCGGUGAUCAUGGAGACAGACUGGACAGAGCCAUGGCUCCUAGGGCUUGUCGUCUUCCACCUGCUGAGUCUGCUCCUCACGUGCUUCUCAUCCCAGAGGUAUAAACUACAGAUUGGGCACUUCCUGUGCCUAGUAUUGUUAGUCUAUUGUGCUGAGUAUAUCAAUGAAGUGGCUGCAAUGAAUUGGAGAUUGUUUGCGAAAUAUCAAUAUUUUGAUUCCCGGGGGAUGUUCAUUUCUCUCGUGUUCUCAGCACCAUUGCUGUUCAAUGCCAUGGUCAUUGUGAUUAUGUGGGUAAAGAAGACUUUGAAUGUGAUGUCUGACCUGAAGAGGAUGCAAGAAAAGAGAAAGGAGAGGAAAAGGAGAAGAAAAGAAGAGUAACACCUAGCCGUUGCCAUGGACCUUGAUUUUCCUCCGACUUGGUUGUUUCCAGCUGUAAGCUGCAUGCACAUGGCCCAGAUGUUCCUCUGUCAGCUGACUCGUGGUUUGGAAAACGGAGCCCUCGCUAGCAUUGUUUUUUAAAAGAACUGGCGCACAUUGAUUGUGGGCCCGCGUCUGCAUGGUGGGAGCUUUCUGGUUCAGCCAUAGGAAGAGGCCUGCACAGCUUUUCCGAGUUUGCUGGUAGACCUCAUUAAAUAACUAGAGUUCACUCAACUUUGAGUGUGGACACUGAAAUAAACUGCGCCACCUUGCUGUGGCACCACUA
Mesocricetus auratus (golden hamster) is the source of this 842-nucleotide messenger RNA. RefSeq names its product transmembrane protein 18 (gene Tmem18). The record is from RefSeq and is a predicted model, not a curated record. NCBI's taxonomy places the organism in Eukaryota, Metazoa, Chordata, Mammalia, Rodentia, Cricetidae. The coding region runs from base 95 to 517 and encodes 140 amino acids. The transcript is spliced from 5 exons. Gene Ontology annotation, cellular component: nuclear membrane.